This is a messenger RNA of Oncorhynchus tshawytscha (Chinook salmon), 2801 nucleotides long. RefSeq names its product linkage group 13 C18orf21 homolog (gene rmp24). The record is from RefSeq and is a predicted model, not a curated record. Bases 281 to 1006 code for a protein of 241 amino acids. The transcript has 5 exons. NCBI's taxonomy places the organism in Eukaryota, Metazoa, Chordata, Actinopteri, Salmoniformes, Salmonidae.
CGCUUAGCCUGAAGCAUUGUGGGAUUGCAACAUUAGGACGGAAAGUGUAGGGUAGGCUAUCAUGCAAAGAGAAUGAUCACUGUUUAAACCUAAACAAAUAAUUUAUCUAUCAUAUAUCUUAUCGAUUUCUAUUGCUCUUGAAGAUAAUUUUCAAGGUAAUGUGACUUCUAAACUCUUAUUUCUCUUAUCAACGCUCCAAAAGAGGUUAAACAAGGCGGCCAGGAAGUGAACAGCCUUUCUCACACGCGGAUUCUCGAGUCGGUGGCAAAGACAGAGAAACAUGGCUUUUACAGACCCCACAGGCUCAAGUCACACGUUUUUAAAGGAUGCAUCGCUACUGUAUCAAGACAUUUGUCCGGAGCAGUCACGUUUUCUCAUGGGGAGACACCAGAGAAUGAAAGCUCCAGCCAAGUUCCAGCCCAUCCCUGAAGAAGAGCUCUGUCCCUUCUGUUUCCAGUGGCGUCGCCCAGACAACCACCACAUGCGGCUGCAUCCCAAGCGGCAUGCAUCGGUGAGGGUGCAGAGCGUGUUGCGGAGGGAGGGCAAGGGCAAGAGGCUCAGCCUGGCUCAGAUGGACAUCUUACGGAGGUUCAGGGGCUCCUCAUCAGCUCUGGUGGUUACAUGCCACACCUGUAACAGCACGUCCAAGCAUAACGGCAUCAACAGAAACUUCAUAGCCACUCUCUCCAAGAGCCACUGCACCCCCUGGAGCGCAGGCAAACACAAGACUCCCCAGUCCACCAACAGAACCAACGCCAUGGGCAUCCCAAAGUCUGCCUCCAAACACAAGACUCCCCAGUCCACCAACAGAACCAACGCCUCCAAAGACAAGACGCCCUGCAGUACGCCAAGGUCAACCUCUAAGACCCCUGGUUCCUCCUCGGCCUCAAAGCCCGCAGGUGUGAAGAAGUUGGCCUUCUCCCGCCUCAAGAGGUUCCUCAUGCUGGAGGACAACCAAAAGACCAAGACCAAGGGAGGACUCAAAGACUUCCUCUCCUCCCUCUGAAUGACUGACAAACACUGGGCUCCGUUGCAUGGGCCCAAGAGUCAGCCAUGACACUGAACCAGUCUCUCUCUGGCCUGCUUAGAAUGGUCCUGCUGGAAUUCAGAACAACAAGGCUAUAGGGGGGAGGAGUCGGCUGUCAGUCAAUAAGCGCCACAGCGCCACCUGUUGAGAGUAUUAAAGGGGCAUGUUUUUUUUCUUCACAUGCCACCCCCCAACUGCCCCUGAGGUCCCCCUUCCGUAGAGCUGUCCCAACUGGGAAUGGUCCCACAUCACUCAGGAAUUCCACUGUCCCAACUGGGAAUGGUCCCACAUCACUCAGGAAUUCCACUGUCCCAAUUGGAUGGUGGGAUUGGCAUCGGAUGGCAAAGCUCACCCCUCUCUUCCAUGGCAUUUAUGAUGAGACAAGCAAAAUAAAUUGUUUGGAGUUAUAGGACGUUUUGAUUGAGAGGGUGAUUUUUAUUUGUUACAAUCACAUUUAUGAUAAAUAGGACUUAGUUAAUGCUUGAGUUUCAUACUACUUUAUCACUUGGUUGUUGUCCUCUGGUUUACAUUUUUUUCUGGGUUUAUUUUGGGGAACUCCACAGGGCAUGUCUUCUUGAAACUCUCUCUCUUGUUGGAUCACCAGCCAGGUAGGGCUGAUCAUUUGUUACUAUCUUAUGAUCACUGUGCCAAACACAUGUUUGUUUACUGAUGGUUUUGAGAAUCAUAUUUGGGUGAAUCGGACACAUCAACUGUUUAUAAUGAAAUAGGCGAUAGGCCUGAAACUUGUGAUGCGAUUUAACUACAUUUUUUUAAAUUUUACAAUAGUUCUGUUUCUUGUUAUUGAUGGUUUUCAUUUCUUACCUGUUAGUAAGUUCAUAUUCACAAUUACUAUUAGACUGCAUGUUGUAAUGGCUGCUUUGAUCCAACACAAUUUAUAACAGAUUUUCUGUGGUUGUAAUUAAUCCAAUGUGUGGGUCUGUAUCAUUGCAUAUAAUCCUGAAUGACCUCACAUUUAUAUUCCUUCUACACUUUGCUUCUCUGAAAUAAACUUUUUCAAUUGAAAUAUUACUGUGUUGAAUGACAGAACUCAUGAAGAUACAGUGCCUUCUGAAAGUAUUCAGACCCCUUGACAUUUUCCACAUUGUUAGGUUACAGCCUUACUCUAAAAUUGAUACAUUUGUUUUUUCCCCCCUAGUCAAUCUACACACAAUAACCCAUAAUGACAAAGCAAAAACAGGUUGACAUUUUUUGAUGGAGGCCACUGUGUUCUUGGGGACCUUGAAUGCUGCAGAAGUUCUUGGUAACCUUCACCAGAUCUGUUUUUUUGACACUACUGUGGUGGAGGUCUGCGGACAAUUCCUUCGACCUCAUGGCUUGGUUUUAGCUCUGACAUGCACCGUCAACUUUUGGACUUAUAUAGUCAGGUUUGUACUUUUCCAAAUCAUGUCCAAUCAAUUGAAUUUCUCACAAGUGGACUCCAAGUUGUAGAAACAUCUCAAGGAUGAUCAAUGGAAACAGGAUGCACCUGAGCUCAAUUUCGAGUCUCAUAGCAAAGGGUCUAAAAACUUAUGUAAAUAAGGUAUGUUUUUUAUGUUGAAUAAAUAUGCAACGAUUUCUAGAAACCUGUUUUCACUUAUCAUUAUGGGGUAUUGUGUGUAGAUUGCUGAGUUUUUUUCUAAAUAUAUUUUUUGAUCCAUUUUAGUUUCUGAAGGCACUAAGUCGACUGUCAGUGUUGCAAUGUGUUCACAGUGGCAGUUUUCACAAAACAGAAGUCUCUCAUUAAGUGCUAGAAAUAAAAACUUUUUAAAGGGUA